UCUAAAGAAAUUCUAGGUUUCACAAAAUUAAAAGUCUGUUCUCGAUCCAACACACGAAGCACGAAAUGCGGUGCACGGCAGCCUUUCUGUCCCUCUCCAUUCAGACGUUCUAUACCACUGAAUCCCUGCUUCAUCGUCGCCGUGCUUGCCAUUUCAGUCGCCACUGGCUUACUCCAUCACCUCUUACUCACUCUAGCAGCUGUUCACCCCUCGCGCCAUACCAGUUCACGGCUUGACGCCCAAAUGCGCGCGUACCUCCGCGCCUCGGCCAUCGCCACCGCACCCGCGCUUGCUCCCGCCGCCGUCUCCACCCCCGGCGCAGCGGGCGGCGUGGGCCUCGGCUACGGCAUCGCCAUCGCGGUGGGCGUCCUCGUGCUCGUCUCCACCGUCACGCUCGCCUCCUACCUCUGCGUCCUCACCAAGGCCGGCGCCGCGCACGCCGCCACCCUCCUCGCCGCCGCCGCCGCGGCCCCACCCUACGCCGGCGCAGCGGCCGUCGUGCCGGGCCUCGACGGCGGCGCCAUCGACGCGCUGUACCCCAAGUACCUGCACGCCGUCUCCGGUCAAGAUGGCGACGACGGCCCGUGCGCCAUCUGCCUCGGCGAGUUCGCGCGCGGCGACGCGCUGCGGCGCGGUCCGGGGUGCGGCCACGGCUUCCACUCGUGCUGCGCCGAGCGGUGGCUCCGGGUGAGCGCCACCUGCCCCGUGUGCCGCGACUCGCCCGUGCCGUCGCCCGUCGCCACCCCGCUCGCGGAGGCCGUGCCCCUCGCCGCGCACGCGCGGUGA
This is a messenger RNA of Setaria italica (foxtail millet), 786 nucleotides long. Its product is annotated as putative RING-H2 finger protein ATL69. Bases 244 to 786 code for a protein of 180 amino acids. The transcript has a single exon. NCBI's taxonomy places the organism in Eukaryota, Viridiplantae, Streptophyta, Magnoliopsida, Poales, Poaceae. The record is from RefSeq and is a predicted model, not a curated record. Gene Ontology annotation, molecular function: transferase activity. Gene Ontology annotation, biological process: protein ubiquitination.